ACGCGCCUCUCGCUCGCGCCUCUCUCCGUCGCUUGAGGGGGCGGGGCAUCCCCCUCGGCCAAUCGAGCACCAGCGCGUCACCAGCGCGCUCCCCCCGCCCCUUUUUCCCUCCAGUCCUGUCUCCGCGCGCGCACGCGCAGUCCGGGCUGCAGUGUUGGAACUUGGCAAGAGGGAGGAUGCGGAGGGAGAGGAUGGAGCGGAGCAGCUGAAGGCGGCCGGUGAAGGGGAGCCAUGGGCCUGGGCGCCAGCUCCGAGAGUCCCGAGGGGGGCUCCGAGGGCUACCAUGUGCACGGGGUCCAAGACAACUCGCCGGCUCAGCUGGCUGGAUUGGAGCCAUUCUUUGACUUCAUUCUGACAAUAGGACACACCAGACUGAAUAAAGAGGGUGACACCCUGAAAGAUCUGCUGAAGGCCAACGUGGAGAAGGCUGUGAAACUGGAAGUCUACAACAUCAAAACAAUGAAGGUCCGAGAGGUGGAGGUGACCCCCAGCAACAUGUGGGGAGGGCAAGGCCUCCUGGGAGCCAGCGUGAGGUUCUGCAGUUUCCAAGGUGCCAACGAACAUGUUUGGCAUGUGCUGGAUGUGGAGCCAGGUUCGCCAGCAGCAUUAGCUGGCCUGAGGCCACACAUAGACUACAUUGUUGGAUCGGAUCAGAUACUUCAGGAGUCAGAAGAUUUCUUCUCCCUGAUUGAAUCCCAUGAAGGGAAGCCCUUGAAGCUGAUGGUCUACAAUAUGGAAACCGAUUCCUGUCGAGAGGUUUUUGUCACCCCAAAUGGAGCCUGGGGUGGAGAAGGGAGUUUAGGGUGUGGGAUUGGAUAUGGCUAUUUGCACAGAAUCCCAACACAGCCUUCUGUGCCAAAGAAGAAAACAGAUGCCAAUCCCACUUCUUCCCCAUCAGGAGACACACCUGCAGAGCCCCCCUCGAAUGGCUAUACAGAGGCACCUCUGUUAGCAGCUAAUGCCCAAAGUGAGGAAUCCACAGUCCUCGAUUACAGCACCACUCAAAGUGUGACUGUGUAUCCAGUCGAAAAUUCUCUUCAUCCGCCUCCUCCGGUCCAGAGAGUCAUGGAUCCAGGUUUUAUAGAUAUGUCUGGGGCUUCAUUUCCUGAAUUGAUUGACUUAGUGAAAACAAUCAAUGUGCCUUCUUCCUCUGCUACUUUUAACUUAACAGACACACGGACGGCAACUGACAGCUUAGAAACUCACACUGCAGAGCAGCCACAUUUGGAUCAAGCCACCCUUCCAGUGCCAGAAGAUCCAACAUCAUCUUACCCAGCCUCACAGGAAGGAAGGCCUUUGGACUCCCCUUUACCAUCCCUGGACCUCUCUGUAAAUGCCGCACCACAACUUGAUGAUGGUGCUCCAGAAACGUGUCUACUCCCAGAAGGGACUGAGAGUCCCUCGUUGUCCAAAACAUUGCAGAGUGACAGUGAUGACAGAAAGAGUGAGGAACUGAGAGAAGAAGCUUCGUAGCCCUCAGCGUGACAGCCCUCCCUGAUGCUUUAAGAAUUCCAGGACCUGCAAAGCUGGCCCAGAGAUGCCCAAAGACUGCAAUACAACAAGAUCCAAGCUUCCUCCUCUGGCAUCUCCCCACACAAAUCACCAUUAGUUGCUGACUCAUAAACUUGCACAUAUGGGUAACUGGUGCUCAAGAAUAAUGCUGAGUUUGAGAAAAAGGUUUUAGGUGAAGUGCUGCUUUAUAGGAAUAUUGUCAUGACCCUAUAAACAACUGCCAAAAUGGCUAACAGGAAGAGUGUAGUUGAUAGACCAGCAAGCACACUGGACUCUAGUUUUCAGUGUUUGUCAUCUUGUUUGAAUUCUGACCAUUGUACGUUCCUUGCUCAAAGCCCAUGAGACUAGAAAUGGUUUUGAUUUUUAAAACUUAUUUAAUAGUUUCACAGGAAUAAUUUUUAGAACUUGAGCGAGUGUUUUAGAAACUGAGUUAGGACUCAACUCAGAAUGGAAAAGAUAUGAUGAAGUAUUCAUUCAGAUCGUUAGGACAUGGUCCAGGCCUGCACCCCACACUGCUAAUGCAGUCAUCUCUCCACAUUUGAGAUUUUGACUUCCGCAUAUUGCAUUAAAAUGUUCUGUCUGGGAAUCUCUUUAAGUCCUUCUGUCAUGUUGAAAAACCUAGAUUUCAAGAGAAUGGCUCUCUAGGUCCUCCAGUGUAAUUCGGUGGUCAGCCUCCAGCAGGUUCACCAUACAGCCAUUUUAAAUGAACUAUACAUUUCUAAUGUAUUCCAUCAGGUUAAAAAAAAUAGCAAUUUUUUAUUUGCCUUUUCUUCACUUUUGCAGGGGCACUAUGCCCCUAAUCCAAGUGGUAAUGGAGAGCUGACUGUAUGCCACAGGCAUUUUUGUACAUUGCAAAAAUGUUCAAAAGGUACAUUGUUACUGUGUGGAUUGAGGUGUGAUGCCGGCUUCACCCUUGAAAACUCACAUUAGUAGGCGAAUGUGCUAAAGACAGAAACAGCAUUGGUAGGGAAUAGCUAUGAGCCAAACAGACUGGAUCAUGCCCUUAGGCUGAACUGUACUUUCAAACCCCAAACUGCUUAUUUGCAACUGUUUGGCUUUUUUAUGCAGAAAUCUACUUUGUGGCCAACAUAAAAGUUACCUUCAGAUUGGAUAAUUCAGCAAUUUCAUUUUAUGUUUACCUUUUAACUGGGAAUACAUGUUGCACAAAAGGUUCUCCAGAGCCUUUCUCAUCUGUUCAAGGUUGAGAUUUUAAGAUGAAAUAAAUUAACAUAUCAUUAACUUACUUGACCAGUUGGUAGAUGCCUAUUCUCAUUUGAGAUGCAUGCUAGUGAGAAAAUCUGCCAUGGCAUUUCUCACUAGAGGUUGGUUCUUUGGACCUCUAACACUACUGAAAAUGAACGUGUUUUCUUCCAAUGGAAAUAAUGGAGGCACUUCAGAUUUACCUUUUAGUCUCUAGCCCCUAUUCUGGAAUGGUUUUUAUGAAUCAGUUUUGAUUCACUGGUUCAGUUUCCUGGAAGACUGGAAAUAAAUGCUUUUGAAUGUGCAAAGUCAUUUAUUUAAAAAAAUCCAACUCUGCAGGCCUUCAACCUGACCGUAGUUCCCCUUCAUAGAAUCAUAGAAUAGUAGAGUUGGAAGAGACCACAUGGGCCAUCUAGUCCAACCCCCUGCUAAGAAGCAGGAAAUCGCAUUCAAAGCACCCCCGACAGAUGGCCAUCCAGCCUCUGCUUAAAAGCCUCCAAGGAAGGAGCCUCCACCACGGCCCCGGGGAGAGAGUUCCACUGUCGAACAGCCCUUCUCACAGUGAGGAAGUUCUUCCUGAUGUUCAGGUGGAAUCUCCUUUCCUGUAGUUCGAAGAACUACAUAACAGACCUAUUGUAAUACUCUCUGUGUGUGCCCAGCCCUCUUUACAAACAUCAGGGAUCAGUUCAGCAAGCUGUAAAGAGAUAUGCACAUACCUUUCUGUACCAAUAAAAAUCUUAGUCUCAGUGCAUGCUCUUUGUAUUCAAAAUUGUACCAUAUAGUGUUCCCUCACUACUUCUCGGUUCACUUUUUGCGGAUUCUCUGUUUUGCGUUUUUUCAAUAAAUUCUAAAAGAUUA
Molecule: messenger RNA, 3570 nt
Organism: Anolis carolinensis (green anole)
Lineage: Eukaryota; Metazoa; Chordata; Lepidosauria; Squamata; Anolidae
Gene: gorasp1
Product: golgi reassembly stacking protein 1
Exons: 9
Coding region: 232-1473 (413 amino acids)
Biological process (GO): Golgi organization
Cellular component (GO): Golgi apparatus
Molecular function (GO): protein binding
Source: RefSeq, a predicted model, not a curated record